Messenger RNA from Paramisgurnus dabryanus, 2283 nucleotides. It is a transcript of the gene rnf207b, whose product is annotated as ring finger protein 207b. Gene Ontology annotation, biological process: regulation of cardiac muscle contraction; regulation of heart looping. The record is from RefSeq and is a predicted model, not a curated record. Gene Ontology annotation, cellular component: perinuclear region of cytoplasm. NCBI's taxonomy places the organism in Eukaryota, Metazoa, Chordata, Actinopteri, Cypriniformes, Cobitidae. Gene Ontology annotation, molecular function: transmembrane transporter binding; Hsp70 protein binding; zinc ion binding.
UGAUAUUAACCAAAUCAUGUGCCCAUGAAAUCUUUACCUUUGAAAAGUCAUUGCUGUCUGGUUAUAUUUGUGGUGCCAGAUCUGCACAGAGGUAUCUGUUGGAAAGAUUACCUUCAAAUUCAACAGCUGUGCUGUAAACCCCGCCUUUGUUUCAGACUUAAUAGAAAGUCUCUUGGCAUAUUGUGCCAAGGCCAUGGCAUCAAACAAUAAACCUAAUACUUUCUGACAUCGGAUCUACUUCUCCUGGGCCGAGAUGGCUAAAAUGCCUAUGCGCUCAGACGACUGCGGUCAUAUAGUAAGUGUAGCUGAAGCUUAAUCGUGUCCACAAUAGAUACCAACUCGAAUGCAUCGAUGCACAUAUGGAGGAAAUGCAUAGAAAAGGGAACAAUUUUGGUGGUCUUUAUAAACCAGAAUGUUAGACCAUCAGUCCAUUGUGAAAGGGAUAAAUGCUCUCCCCCCAGAAGAUCGACUGCUAAAGUUUUUGGUGGAUAGUUCAGCAGACAGCGAGGAGACCGUGCAGUGUGCUAACUGCGAUUUGGAGUACAAGAAACAGGAUGUGGAUGCAAUGUAUUAUUGCAACACUUGUUGCCAGCCGUUGUGUCGAGACUGCAGGGAAACCACCCAUAAGGCCAAGAUGUUCUCCCGCCAUGAGAUUGUCUCCUUGGCAAAGCGCACCAAAGAAGUUCACAAAAAAUGCGCCCUCCAUGAGGAACUCUUCAUCAUGUUUUCCACAGAGAAAAAAUCCAUGCUGUGUAUCAACUGCUUCAGAGACACGCAAGUGGAGAGCAGAGCACACUGCAUCGAUAUUGAGACGGCAUAUAUACAAGGCUGUGAAAAACUUGACCAAGCCGUGUUAGCUGUUAAGGAGCUUCAGACAUCAGCACGAGAGGCUAUCGUUCUCCUGAAAGCCAUGAUUGGAGAGGUCAGAGCCAAUGUGGAUGAAGAGGAGAGCGCUAUCUGCACUCUGUUCAAUAACAUGCAGGAAAAACUGGCAGAGAAAAAGAAAAUGUUACUCAAGGCUGCGAGAAGUCAGCAUGAGGAGAAAGAAAAAGCCUUUAAAGAGCAGUUAUCUCAUCUUGCCGCACUCCUCCCAACUCUUCAGGUUCAUUUGGUCACUUGUUCUGCCUUUCUAAGCUCAGCGAAUAAAUUUGAGUUUUUAGACAUGGGAUACCAACUAAUGGAAAGACUGAAGAAGAUUGUUAAACUACCACACAGACUGAGACCAGCACAGAGCAGUAAGAUAAACACAGAAUAUCGCUCUGAGUUUGCCCGUUGCCUUGAGCCUCUCUUGAUGUUAGGACAACGGCGCUCAGUAUCCGCUACAGGGAGUGUGUCAUUAGGUCUGACAAAUACCAGCGGACUCAUGCAGUCAUCUCUGUCAAUCCGGUGUCAUUCUCCAGCCAUGAGCGACAUGUCUCUGUCUUCAUCCGUGGUGCGCAAGCCGAGCUCACAUCGCUACAUCAGCACCAAGGUUCUACUUGCAGAGGGUGGAGAGACGCCCUUUAUGGAGCACUGCUGCAGCUAUGAGAACAGCUACAGGACUUUGCAGACAGAGAUUCAGAAACUCAAAGACCAUGUGCAGGAGAUUCACAGAGAUCUGACCAAGCAUCACUCCCUCAUAAAAACCGACACCAUGAGUGAGAUUCUGGAGAGAUCACUACAGCUGGACGGACAGAUCGCCACUGAAUACUCCUCAGUGGAAUUAGUAAGGGCCAUGUUUGAAGAGAUGUGGGAGGAGACGUUACAGAGGGUGGCAAAUGAACAGGAGAUUUAUGAAGCACAACUUCAUGACCUGCUCCAGUUAAAACAGGAGAACUUCUACCUGACCACCAUCGCCCGACAAAUAGGCCCCUACAUUCACUCCAUAGCAAAAGUGAAAGAGCGCCUGGAGCCCAGGCUGAAGGAGCCCAAGGAACUUAAAGACGAUCGCACGGAAAUCAUGCUGAAGCUUUAUGAAGACAGCACCUCCACCUCAGACACACAGCCCAGUAAUGAACUGUCCUGUAAUGUUGAAGACAACCGGACUCUUAACAGCCUAUCAGAAGAGACUCCUCCUAAGAACAAGGAUUACUAUAGGACGAACAAACAGAAGAACGCUGAAACAGCUAAUCGUAAAGAGAUACAGAUGUGAAACUAGUUUUAGUGUUGCUCUAACCAAUCGGAUGCUUUUCUAGUGCUCAGUAAGUGUGAAAUGUUAGCUUGUGUUAUACAUUUACAUUGCUUUCAUAUAGUAACAAGUUACACAGUCACGUCAAAUAAAAUUGAUUUAAAGCUUUCAUUAAA